AUGCCUAAUCCUAUUAAGCUACUUGACCCUGCAUAUGGAUGCUAUGUAUGGCCCUCAGCGUUUGUUCUCUCUGAAUAUAUUUGGGCGCGGAGGAAUCUAUUUAGAGAUAAAACUAUAAUAGAAAUAGGCGCCGGAACUUCAUUACCUGGAUUUCUAUGUGCAUCACUUUCUCCUGAAACGCACGUUAUAUUGACCGACAGGCCAGAUGUUCCACAAAUACUCGAAAAUAUACACGAGGGAGCUCGGCUAAACGGCCUAAUAGAUUCAACCGAGAAUCACAAAUCUGAGGGAGAUAAUAAACCAUUGCGACAAAAUGUUUGGAUAAGAGGGUUAAAGUGGGGAGAGAUGUUUCUUCAGUGUGAUGACGAUCACGAAGAGGGCCUGCUGAAAUUGAUACGUGACAUUGAACAGUCUGGAAAAAAGUUGGAUUGGAUUUUGGGUAGCGACACAUUUUAUGAUCCAAAAGAUUUUGAGGAUCUUAUUGUAACCGUCGCUUAUAUAUUAACCUAUCACUCACCGAAUGCAAGGUUUAUAACUUCAUACCAAGAGCGAAGUUCAAAACGUUCCAUCCAAUAUCUUCUGGAUAAGUGGAAGCUCGAGUCUCGUCAAAUACCUCUUAAAUCGUUCGACUUUGAUUAUGAUAAAUAUGCCACUAGUUUGAGCUUUGCAUUUGAUGACAAGGAUGAAUCGAUCAAUGAAGGAAGAGAAUCCACGGACACUAGUGAAGAUGAUGAAACAAAUCCUUUAGAAAAAGAUUCAAAGAAAGGAAAUGACCUUUUAAGUGACCACUUGGAUAAAGCUGCCUACUCCGCUUCAUUGCAAAGUAUUUUCUUGUUAGAAAUUCGGAAAUCCUCAUGA
Acaulospora colombiana is the source of this 858-nucleotide messenger RNA. The record is from the annotation of a GenBank genome assembly. Lineage: Eukaryota; Fungi; Glomeromycota; Glomeromycetes; Diversisporales; Acaulosporaceae.